CAGCUCCUGGGGCGCCCCGGUGUUUACACGGGGUCCGGUUGCGAGCCGGGAGCGGGCGCCGGGCCGAGGAGGGGCCGGAGCGACGGGAGCAGCUGGGCGGCUCCGCCCGGUAUUAAUAGACAUUCCUAAGAAACGCCGGCGGAGGGAGCGGCGCCGCGCUAAAUAAGGCAGCGGGCGCGGGCUGGGCCGGCCGGGCGGGGGCGGGGGGCUCCGCGGAGUCCGCACUGACUCCGGAGCGGGAUCGGGAUCGGGACCGGGCUGCCCGCGCCUGGAUCCGGGUUCCCGGGCGGAGGCGGAGCCGGGCAGGGAGGGUCCGAGGAGGAGCCGCGGCCCGGCGGCCAUCGCAGCCCGGUGCUGGUGCCGGUGCCGGUGCCGGUGCCGGUGCCGCGGGGAGCGGCGCCCGCAGCCAUGGCCGCCCGCAUCCUGCACCGCCUGCGGCACGCCCUGGAGGGCGCGGGCGCGGGCGCGGGCGCGGGCGGCGGCGCGGGGCCGGGGCCCGAGGACUGCCCCGAGAGCUCGGAGCUGGAGGAUGACACGGAGGGGCUGUCCACGCGGCUCAGCGGCACCCUCAGCUUCUCCAGCCACGACGAGGACGGGGACGAGGACGGGGACGAGGGCGAGGACGGGGAUGGGGGCGAGGACGGGGGUGACCAGGCCGCCCCGGGGCCGCCGGGAGACGCCGCAGCGGCGGGGAGCGGAGGCUGGAGCGAGCGCCCGGGCAGCAGCCUGCUGACACGCCAGCUCCAGGACCUGUGGCGGAGGUCGCGCAGCUCGCUGGUGCCGCAGCGCCUGCUCUUCGAGGUCACCAACGCCAGCGUGGUCAGCGAGCGCUCCUCCAAAUACGUGCUCUACACCAUCUACCUGAUCCGCUCGGGCCAGUUCGACAAGGCGCCCGCCAUCAUUGCCCGGCGCUACUCGGACUUCGAGCGCCUGAACCGGCGCCUGCGCGGGCAGUUCGGCAGCGACCUGGCAGGCAUUGCCUUCCCCCGCAAGCGGCUGCGGCGCAACUUCACGGCCGAGACCAUCGCCAAGCGCAGCCGCGCCUUCGAGCAGUUCCUGUCCCACCUGCACGCCAUGGCCGAGGUGCGGCGCUGCCCCGCCUUCCUGGAGUUCUUCUUCCUGCGCGACCUGCAGACUGCGCAGCGCCUCACCUGCAGCGGCAUGUACCGCGAGGCCCUGGCCGCCUGGAGCAACGCCUACCGGCUGCAAGACAAGCUGGCCGUCUGCAGCUCGGGCCGCUUCCUGCUCACGUUGGCCGGCCUGGCCGUGUGCCAGCAGGAGCUGGACCAGCUCGGCGAGGCGCACCGCCACUGCGAGCAGGCCCUGCAGCUGCUGGAGACCCAGCACGGCCACCCGCUGCUGGGGCCCUUCCUCCAGGCCCACGUGCACCUGUCCUGGAGGGUGGGCAAGGACAAGCGCCGGUCGGAGGCCCGGCUGCAGGCCCUGCAGGAGGCAGGGGUGGUGCUGGACCAGCAGCCCUCCCUGAAGGAGUUCCUCAUCAAGGAGACGCUGGACUGAGGCCGGGGGGCCGCAGCGGCAGGUGUGCUCGGGACGGGGAAGGCAGCCUGGCCGGCCCCAGGCCUGGCCCUGCUGGAGAAUGUGGCCAGCAUGCCGCUCCGCUGCUGGGCUCCUGGGAGAAGCCCUUCAACAGCUGGCCCUAAGGGCUCGUUCCCUGGGCUGGGGACUCGGCCCCCCUGCGCUCGGGGCUGCCGGAGCUCCCCGGUGGGCGCUGCUGGGACCAAGGAGGUUCCAGACGGGAUGGUCUGGCGCCAGGCAGACAGGCCUGGACAGCUCUGGCCAGACCCGGGGAUUGUGCUGGGGGCUUUGAACCGUGGGACUUGAAGUCUUGGUAGGAAAAGGGACAGGGACUCUCCUCCCCUCCCACACCCCCCCAGGGGGCAGAUCCCUGCCUAACAGCCCCAGGCCAGCUGCCCUCCUAUUGGCUGAUUGCCAGUCCUGCGCUUUUGCCCCUGCUUAGGUAGGAGUCCUCCUCCACGCCGGGGCCUGCCAGGCUCUGCAAACCACACACGGACCCCUGGAGCCCAGCUCCACGUAUCCAGCGAGUCCGUAUGCAGCCAGGGGCAGCGCUGGAUGCAGGGUGGGAACAGGAGAACUGAGAAAGGGAAGCAGUGUGCACUCUGCACCAACAACCCCCAGCCAGGCAGCUCUGCAAGAGGUGCUCAGCAGUGGCCAGGGCAGAGCAGCCCCAAGCCAGGAUCUCCCCGUGCCACCCCCCACCCCCUCCAUGGUCCCUGCAACUGUGCUGGGGGCACUGCCCCGCUGGGCACAGCCGGGCACGAGGUACCGACUCCACGCAGAAGCUGCCGCAGCUGCUUUAUUAGAAGGGGGGAGGGGGAGCGAGGCAGAGACAGCAGCUGCCAGUCCAGUGUGUAACUAACCAUCAAUAAACGUGACGCAAGCGCA
Molecule: messenger RNA, 2424 nt
Organism: Alligator mississippiensis (American alligator)
Lineage: Eukaryota; Metazoa; Chordata; Crocodylia; Alligatoridae
Gene: SNX21
Product: sorting nexin family member 21
Exons: 3
Coding region: 409-1518 (369 amino acids)
Biological process (GO): protein transport
Cellular component (GO): early endosome membrane
Molecular function (GO): phosphatidylinositol phosphate binding; protein binding
Source: RefSeq, a predicted model, not a curated record